This is a messenger RNA of Ochotona princeps (American pika), 3393 nucleotides long. RefSeq names its product dynein 2 intermediate chain 1 (gene DYNC2I1). Gene Ontology annotation, molecular function: dynein light chain binding; dynein heavy chain binding. Bases 285 to 3320 code for a protein of 1011 amino acids. NCBI's taxonomy places the organism in Eukaryota, Metazoa, Chordata, Mammalia, Lagomorpha, Ochotonidae. The record is from RefSeq and is a predicted model, not a curated record. The transcript has 22 exons. Gene Ontology annotation, cellular component: cytoplasmic dynein complex. Gene Ontology annotation, biological process: intraciliary transport.
CCUAAGCACCACUUGCUUCUGCAGCGGCGGCCGACGCCCGCGGGUUGGAGCGACUCGGCUCCGCGCAGGCGCCCUGGGAGGAGCCGCCGGGACCGCGGUCGCUCGGCUCUCUGCUUCUCCUGUCUGCGCGUGGGCGCUGGAGCGCCGGCAGCGGCCGCGGGGCAUGCCGGGCAGCAGGCGCUAGGCUCGCGGCUGCUGCUGCCUGCCGGUUGCUAGGAAGCGCGGACGCAGGCCCCGGGGAGGCCGGGCGCUCUUGCAGAAGGUCCCGGGGCCUGCGAGGAGCCAUGGAGCCUGCAAAGAGAAGAACCAAAGAUGAUACUUGGAAAGCAGAUGACCUCAGAAGACAACUUUGGGCAAUACAGUUAGGUGGUUCCAAGGAAGAAAAGAAACACAAGGAAAAGAAGCCGCACCGAGAGUCGGAAACGGACCUCCCUGAGCACAAGGAGCCCAAGUACAGGGACCCUGAGCGAGACGCCAAGUACAGAGAAAGGAUGGCAGAGAGCGACGCUCACGCCUCGAAGGAGAAUCCUCGCGGGGAGAGGGACAGGGAGAGACCGAGGGAGAAGAAGAGGGACACCAGAGAGCGGGACAAAGAGAGGCCCAAGGAGAAGUACCGAGAACAGGAGGCAGAGAAGUCUCACAGCCGAGCAAAGGACCGAGAGAAGGAGAAGGACAGGAGGCCGAGGAAGGAGGAGCUCCGGCACACAGCUGCACACCACAACCUCCUGGGCCGGGAGGCACGCGAGCGCCCGCUCCCGGAGAGAGCCGAGAAGAAGGUCCGCUCAGUGAGUAAAGCAAGAAUUGAAGAGAAAGAGAGGAGAGAGGAAGACUACGAAGGAGGAGAUGACGAUAGAGAGCGAAGAUACCGAGAAAGAAAGCUGCAGUAUGGUGACGGCAAAGACAACCCUCUGCAGUACUGGCUCUACAGAGAAGAAGGUGAAAGAAGGCACAAAAGGUCAAGAGAUCCGGACAGAGAAAAGAAGCACCGGGAGAAGAGCAGCGUGCGGGACAGAAGGGACAAGUAUUCAAAGGAAAAAAGUAACUCCUACCCCGAGAAGGAGGAAGAAAGACACAAAGAACGGAGACACAGAGACAGCUCUCACGUGGAUGACGAGCGGCACCGAGCUCAUGCAGAGAAGAAGGAGAGGUCGUUGAAGGACGGGCACACGAGGAGGGACCCUAAGGAAGUUGAAAAGGAAGACAUUGAUUUAGAACAUCCUGAAGCUGAGGAGUAUACACCCAGUUUUGAAGGUGAUUUUGAAGAUUACGAAGAUGACUUUGAAGUUUGUGAUGGAGACGAUGACAGUAACAAUGAGGCAGAAUCAAAAGAAAAUAUGGAAGAACUUCCUCCAGCCCAAAAAAAGGAAAUCCAAGAAAUUCAAAAAGCCAUCCAUGCAGAAAAUGAAAGGAUUGGAGAAUUAUCUUUGAAACUGUCUCAGAAGCAAGGGCAGAUGGAUUCUAACAGGGAGUCCCGGGCAGGGAAUAAUUCUCCUUCCAAAGCCGCUGUUUGUGGAAUUUUUGUGGAUUUUGCGACAGCCUCACACCGUCAGAAAAGUAGGACUCAGGCCCUGAAGCAAAAAACACGGAGUACAAAGCUGCUUCGGCUUAUUGACUUAGAUUUUUCCUUCACUUUCUCUCUCUUGGAUCUACCACCAGUAAAUGAAUAUGACAUGUAUAUCAGAAACUUUGGGAAAAAAAAUACCAAGCAGGCGUAUGUUCAGUAUAAUGAAGAUAAUAUUGACAGAGAUAUUCAAACUGAAGAAAUAGAGACCAAGGAUGUAUGGACCCAGCAUCCAGGGGAGAGCGCUGUUGUGUCUGGAGGUAGUGAAGAAAGAGACACUGCUGAUGCUACAGUCAUACCAAAGGUCGAUACUCCCAGGCUAUCCCGUUUCCUGCGGUCAGCUUGCCAGGUGAUUGCUAUUUUGCUGGAAGAGGAUCAUUUGGCAGCUGCACCUAGCCAGAAUCUCAGGGCUCAGGAGCACACCCUGCAUUUCAGUGACAGCUCCUCUCAGCUGAAUACUCACCUGCCAUUCCUUCAGUAUCGAAAAGUAUCCUGCCUGCUUGCCUCUCGAGUUCAGAGGCAGACCGUAGUCUCUGUCCAUGAUUUACCUGACAAGGCAGUCGUGCAGCCACUGGAUGGAAGAUAUGUCCUCUGCGUGUGGGAUAUUUGGCAGCCUUCAGGGCCCCAGAAGGUUCUGAUAUGUGAGUCCAAGGUCACGUGCUGCUGCUUCAGCCCUGUGAAGGCGUUCUUGCUGUUUGCCGGCACGGCGCACGGCUCCGUUGUGGUAUGGGAUUUAAGAGAAGACUCCAGGCUACAUCAUUAUGUGAAGCUGAGUGACUGCUUUUGGACAUUCAGGACACCAACAUUCUCCACGGACGGAAUCCUCACGUUAGUCAACCACCAAAGCCCUGUUCAAGCAGUGGAAGCCAUCUCCGCAUCUGCCUGCAAGAAAGCCAGCUCUGUGCUCUCGUCCUUCUCUGCUCAGGAAGAAAUAUUAGGUUUGUCCUUCCACAUUGCGUCCUUGGAUGAGAGCGGGGUGCUCAAUGUGUGGGUUGUGGUUGAAUUACCAAAGGCAGACAUCGCAGGUUCAAUAAGCGACUUAGGUCUGCUCCCUGGAGGGAGGAUAAAGCUGGUGCACAGUGCCGCCAUCCAGCUGGGCGCCAGUCUUUCCCAUAGAGGCAGUGACUUCUGGGGAACCACACAAACUUUGAAUAUUAAAUUCUUGCCUUCUGAUCCAAAUCACUUUAUUGUUGGCACAGACUUGGGUCUUGUAAGCCAUGGAACAAGACAAGAUUUGAAAGUAUCUCCCAAGUUGUUCAAAUCUCAGCAAAAUGGAAUAAGACCAGUAAAAGUUAAUGUGAUUGACUUUUCACCAUUUGGAGAACCAAUAUUCCUGGCUGGCUGCUCCGAUGGCAGCAUCAGGCUCCACCAGCUGACCUCCGAGCACCCCCUGGCGCAGUGGGACGGCAGCACCGAGGGCCGUGCUGUCACUGGCCUGCAGUGGUCCCCAACCAGGCCUGCCGUGUUCUUGGUCCAGGAUGAAGCGUCCAGGGUUUACAUCUGGGACCUCCUCGAGAGUGAUCUGGGUCCCGUGGCCAGGCAGUCCAUCUCCCCUGACAGGCUCGUGGCCAUGACCCUCGUGGGGGAGCCAGAGAAGAGCAGCAGCAGCUUCUUGGCCCUGGUGCUGGCCAGGGCCUCCGGCACCAUCGAUAUUCAGUACCUGAAGAGGCAGUGGACAAGCCCAGAGGAGGACGAGCCGGGCAGGCUGCGUCUGCUCCUGCAGGAAACCCUGUGGAAACGGGGAACGUUACAGACAUGACAGGCGUUUGACAGGACAUGCUGAUGUGAUGACCUGAAUCUGAAGAGACGGAAUUAUAAGGCGGAUAAUCUUA